AGAGACCAUCUCCACAUGAAUGCGACUCAAUGGGAGACUCUAACAGAAUUUGUGAAAUGGCUUGGCCGAGAAUCGAAAUGUGUUGUUGACGAAACGGAAAAGGGAUGGUUCGUGGCUUACAUAGACCGAGACCCAGCAGCUAUAGCUGCCCAGGAAGCCAAGGCAAAGAAAGAGAAAAUGGAUAAGGAUGACCAGGAACGUAUGCUAGAAUUCAUCCAGAAGCAAGUGGAGCGUGGAAAGAAGGAAGGGACCACAUCAGAGGAACCAACUUACUCAGAGUUUAAAAGAGAGAGCAGUCAGGAGAAACUCACUUUGAAUAUUAAUUUGAAGAGGAAAACGGAAGACAAAAAACCCGAUCUCACCACUUCAGCACUCAAACUAAAGACAAAAGAAGAUACAUCAAGCAAGAAGCAGAAAACAGAAGAGAAGAACCGGCAGUCCGCUCUGGAUGAGAUUAUGAAGAUGGAGGAGCAAGCGAAGGAGAAAGCCAACAGAAAGAGCUACUGGCUAACAGAAGGCGUAAUAGUGAAAAUAAUGACAAAAUCACUCGGCGAAAAGUAUUACAAACGCAAAGGCGUCAUAGAGAAAGUAAUUGACAAGUACGGUGCGCAUGUCAAAUUGACAGAUGAUCAUGUCAAAUUAAAAUUGGACCAGAAUCAUCUCGAGACCGUGAUCCCGUCAGUAGGUCGCGCAGUACGAUUCGUAAACGGGGCGUACAGGGGCGAGACCGGGUUGCUUAAGGACAUUGACACCGAUAACUACUGCUGCAAUGUUGAGAUAUCUGAAGGACCUCUGACUGGUAGACUUGUGAAAAGCGUUCAAUAUGAAGACAUAAGCAAGCUAGCUUAAUUAUAAAUAAUUUAGGUUAAAUAAAUAGAACAUUAACUUAAUGUUUGUGUAAU
Messenger RNA from Hyposmocoma kahamanoa, 902 nucleotides. RefSeq names its product DNA/RNA-binding protein KIN17 (gene kin17). Gene Ontology annotation, cellular component: nucleus. The annotation marks the transcript as partial. The record is from RefSeq and is a predicted model, not a curated record. Gene Ontology annotation, molecular function: double-stranded DNA binding. Gene Ontology annotation, biological process: DNA replication; DNA damage response. Lineage: Eukaryota; Metazoa; Arthropoda; Insecta; Lepidoptera; Cosmopterigidae. The transcript is spliced from 6 exons.